GUUCAUGGAGCCCUACAUCUUUGGCUGCCGCCUGGAUCAGGACAUCAUUGACUUGGAUCAGACGAUGCAGCACCUCCAGCUGGCACUCAACUUCACCGCCCACGUCGCCUACCGCAAGGGCAUCAUCCUCUUCAUCAGCCGCAAGCGCCAGUUCUGCCACCUGGUCGAGAGCACGGCACGGGAAUGUGGGGAGUACGCCCACACCCGCUACUGGCAGGGUGGUCUGCUCACCAACGCCCGCGUCCAGUUCGGGUCUAGCGUCCGCCUGCCCGACCUCCUCAUCUUCCUCAGCAGCCUCAACAAUGUCUUUGAGCCUCACGUUGCCAUCCGGGAUGCUGCCAAGAUGAACAUCCCCACGGUGGGAGUGGUGGACACGAACUGCAACCCCUGCUUGAUCACCUACCCCAUCCCCGGCAACGACGACAGCCCCACCGCCAUGGAGCUCUACUGCAAGCUCUUCAAGAUGACCAUCAUCCGCGCCAAGGACAAGAGGCACCAGAGCGAGGUCUUUGACGAUCUGCGGAGCAAAGCAGAGGGCAAUUAGAGCCCUGGGGACAGGCUCAGC
Pterocles gutturalis (yellow-throated sandgrouse) is the source of this 565-nucleotide messenger RNA. RefSeq names its product mitochondrial ribosomal protein S2 (gene MRPS2). Gene Ontology annotation, biological process: translation. Lineage: Eukaryota; Metazoa; Chordata; Aves; Pterocliformes; Pteroclidae. Gene Ontology annotation, molecular function: structural constituent of ribosome. The transcript has a single exon. The record is from RefSeq and is a predicted model, not a curated record. The annotation marks the transcript as partial. Gene Ontology annotation, cellular component: mitochondrial small ribosomal subunit; ribosome.